This is a messenger RNA of Ilex paraguariensis (yerba mate), 564 nucleotides long. Lineage: Eukaryota; Viridiplantae; Streptophyta; Magnoliopsida; Aquifoliales; Aquifoliaceae. The record is from the annotation of a GenBank genome assembly.
AUGCAGAGGCCCAAAGAACGACCCGAGAUUAGGGCUGAAUUUGCCGAUGCGUUUCGGUGUUCACCGGACCUGGGGGCAAUGGUUUUGAACGUCAUGGAGGGGUUUUAUCCUCCGAAUGAGGACGAGUAUGAAAAUGAGGUGUUGAGUUCUCUAAGUUUAGCUUAUAUGGCGUUGUUGGAGGAGUUGAGGAGAGCAAAAAUUGAAAUUGGGGGAGAAGUGAAGGAGAGAGCGAGGAAAUUGGUGAUUGAAUGGAAAAGGAAGAUUAGAAAGGAUGAAUGGAAGGGAAAGGAAUCUGUUGCCAGGUAUCGGGAAGCUAUGGAGUUGUGUCGAGAGUUUGUUCCCUUGAAUAAAAUGUCCGAUGUUAUUCACAAACUCAUUAUUAAGGGCAAACAACUUCUGGCCGUCAAAUUUAUUUUUUUAUUCGAGCUGGCUGACAAGUUCCAACCUGUUCCCCUCUUGUUAGACUAUGUAAAUGAUGCUAAUAAUAAGAAGCUUUCUCAGAAAGUUCCCAAGAGCAGAAACAACUCUCAUCAAUUGCUGGUAUUUGGGUGUAUCUUAAUAUGA